AUUAUAAACAUAACAUGUAUACUAUUUGAAGGGUGUGCAGUUACGAUAUCUGAGCAUAACAGUUUAUCUCUAGGGGGGGGAUAAAAACGCCGUAUUUGAAGCGCGAGUCUCCCAUUUCAACAUGAAACUCGCCGCUGCUGACGUCAUCCAGCCAUCUUUGUGCCCCUAAUCCAAGCGGCUGUUUAUUACACCUUCAUUACCGCACAGACCGGGUUCCACAGCCUACAGGUGCCGCAUCGCCAGGAAGAAAACACAGAGAGAAAAAUCAUUUUUUGCUCUUUUAUUUUUUUUUCCUGUAACGUGGGGAGACAUUCACCGCUGCUCAUAGGACAGAGGCAGGGAAAAAACGCCACAAUAACCAACCAAAGGCUGCCAGAGGACAGAGAGGAGCGCAGAAGACAAUCCACAUCCAUCUGCCAGCCACUUAGAGCGCGCUCACAUCUUCACUCCGGAUUUCAGUUGCAGCUGUCGAGCUAAUACCGCCAGGAACAUGUCUGCCCCAGCUGGAGCCCCUGCACCAGAGGGAGGGAAUCAGCCCCCUCCCAAUCUCACCAGCAACCGCCGUCUGCAGCAGACACAGGCACAGGUGGAUGAGGUGGUGGAUAUUAUGCGUGUAAACGUGGACAAGGUUCUGGAGCGUGAUCAGAAGCUGUCAGAGCUGGACGACAGGGCUGAUGCCCUGCAGGCUGGAGCCUCUCAGUUUGAGACUAGCGCUGCAAAACUGAAGAAUAAAUACUGGUGGAAGAAUGCCAAGAUGAUGAUUAUCCUGGGUGUGAUAUGUGUGAUUGUCCUCAUUGUCAUUAUUGUGUACUUCAGCACCUAAGCAGAGUCGCUCCUACCCCAGUCUGACCCAAGCUUCCCUACUACAGAAGAAAAAACCCUCUAAUUGAUGACAAAAUUAACCACAGAUUAAUUGAUUUAUUGUAUGUACGUAUAUCUCCCCCCAGCUAGCCUCGAUAUAACACCCCUCAACCCUUCAAGGCCCCAUUCCCACCCAUAGUUCCACAGCCUUGCCUCUGGAUCCCAGUCCAUAUUCGUCCUGUGAGUGUGUGGCCCUUUCUUCUCUUGGUACUUCUGGCUCUUUCAACCUUAACAUACUGGGAACUAUACCCCCUGUGACGAUGCAACAACGGAAACCUUAACAAAAAUUGGCGAUACUUGUUACAAAGCUGAUAUUUCUUUGUAGAGUUUUAUUCUGAUAUAUAUCUGAUAUACUGUUUUGUAGGCGCGCGUGUGUGUGUUUGGGUGUGCUUUUUGUACUUUUUAAUUUUUUUUGUAUUUAUUUGACGUAUGCUUUAACGUUGACUACUGCCUAUUAAUGAAAGUGUGCGUCUUGCAUGUUCUCAUUGCCCCUUACUCCCCCCUGAUUCUUCUUCUCGCUUUUUUGACGUACAAUUAGCCUUCAUAGUUAAUUCCUACAAAAACCGCUCUAAAUUUUUUUUCUCUUCUGGCGUUUUGCCACACUCAUUACGGUCAGGAAGUCAUGCAUGAUUUGUGCGAAUAAUCUUUAUUCUUCCAACCUCAUGAAACUUAGCUCCUUUUAUCUGAGAUGGAUUCUUAAAUAUGACCAUCCAAAGUGUCUUUUGGCGCCAUCUUGUUUUCUCAGCAUGCUUCCCUUGAACAACUUUAAACUGCCAUAGUACGGACGGACCGAUGUCUGUAGGUGAUUCUUCUUUAUUUAUUUUUUUUAUUUAUUUAACAAUUACGUAGUGUCUUAUUUCGAAAACAUUCCAUCAUUGCAGUCUAGUGCAGAUGCUCUUACUGUGGCACAUGGAAGUGCGAGUACCUUAAAAAUACAAGCGAUGAAGCGUGCGUCAGUAACAGUCAUGCAAACAAUAGGGGAAAGUCAGUAUGCUGCUUAGGUGUAAGGAUAUAUUUGUUGCAUAGUCUGGAUAUAACAUUAACUUUACACUUAUACAAAAAUGCAUUCGGAUGCAUUGGUACGUAAUGGGUAAUUUUGGAUUGGAAAUGGAUCAAUCAUUACGGGGAUAGAAUGGUUCUGUUGCUUGAACUGAUUCCAUAAAGCCAACGCUGCACUGGUCUGCCGUCUGCACACUGAAAAGCCUUGGUUCCCAGUCACUUUCAGUGAACUUUCAGUGCAGGGCACCCUUUGCACUCGUAGGAGAAUUGGCUGACGGCGGUAAACUAUUUAGAAUUUGCACAAGCAUCCUUGUUUUCGACGGUGCCGUCUGGCUGUUCAGCCUGGCCAAAGGGAACCCCGGUGCAGCAGAACUUCUCCACGUUAAGAGCACAUUUGGAAAAAAAAAAAAAGUGGGACAUUAAAAUCGAAGAAACAAUCUUCGAAAGAAGUAAAUCAAAA
Messenger RNA from Cyprinodon tularosa, 2320 nucleotides. RefSeq names its product vesicle-associated membrane protein 2 (gene vamp2). Gene Ontology annotation, cellular component: SNARE complex; plasma membrane. The transcript is spliced from 5 exons. NCBI's taxonomy places the organism in Eukaryota, Metazoa, Chordata, Actinopteri, Cyprinodontiformes, Cyprinodontidae. The record is from RefSeq and is a predicted model, not a curated record. Gene Ontology annotation, molecular function: syntaxin-1 binding; SNAP receptor activity. Gene Ontology annotation, biological process: vesicle-mediated transport; SNARE complex assembly; vesicle fusion. The coding region runs from base 491 to 823 and encodes 110 amino acids.